AUGUACGAUGGUGAUGGUGCUUGGUUGGUGGUUGUGGUCACGUUUUGUGCUGUUGUUGUUGUGUUGUGGUGUGUUGGUGGUGGUGGUGGUGGUGCGAGUGUGGAGGGUGGUGGUGGUGUGUGGGGACACUGGAACAUUGCUGUAGCAUCCAGCUGUAGAUUCAUCAUCAGCAUUCUUCCAUUCACACUGGGCACAAUUACUGUUCACUAUUUGUAUCAGCUGUACAAGAGUUCAACAAAGAAAAUUCAACUGAGAAGAGACCACAGUUGGAGUUUCACUAAGAUGAAACUAUCAUUUUGAAGUUGUUCAGGACAGCCAACAUUUUCUACAAGUUGUAUCCACUUUUUCAAUACUUCUGAAACUUAAUGAAAUGUUUCUCAGAAAUAAUGAAUUUGAGAUACCUUCACUCUGGAUAUGUGAAGGGCUCUACCAACAAACAGUUUAAUUUACAGGAAAUGUUUAUUCACAUUAAGUAUUUCAAGUGUAUAUUACAUUGAAAAUCAGUAAUACCAUAUCUUCAAUGGACAGAAUUUAUGCACUUGUAGUACUUUUAUUUGUGAAGUGUUAAAAACAAUGGUCACAAACAUUAAUAUUACACUUACACAAUGUGAUGUUGAUCUUAAAACUUCAUUUUAAUGUGAAAGAUAGGACAUUAUCCAUCAGUAGGUAUUGUUCCUGCUUCUAAAUGAUACAUCAGUAUGUUUUAAUACACAGCCAUGAAAUAUAAUUCCCUCCUGACAAGAUUGAAUAUAGAAAUGCACCCUAAGUUCCUACUCAAGAAUUUCCUCCCCUUUUCAUACUUAUUAAGUUUAAUUUUUGUGAAAUGUAUCAAGAAUUUCUUAUACAAACAUUUUUAAUGCAAUGUUCCUUCACAACAUGAAGCACUAAUCAACAUUGGUCCAUUGCCUUUAUCAUAAGAAUCUAAAUGUGCCAUAAGAAAAAAAGCUUUUGUAUGUAAUAAAAAGCGAUGUAGAUUUAUAGAUGGAAGGAGGAUUGUUCUGGUGUUAGUUAAUGAAUAACUUAUAAAUUUUAUUUUUGCAUGUGAAGUAAUUUUUCAAUUAAACUGGAUGUUUCUUUCAUUCUUCUCUCCAAUAUAUUCUGAUUUUUUCAAAAUGAAUAUCCUAUUUCCAUACAAAAAAUGAAUCAUUGUAGCCCAUCAUAUGGUAGAAUACCUACUGUGACAAGUUUACAUUGACUUGAAAUCACAAGAUUAACAAUUUCCUGUGCAAAACAGAAUUUCCAUUUAGAAAGUGUAUGAAGGAAGUUCAGUUAAUGAUGAACGUUGUGUAUGUGUAUUUUUAAAUGUGGAUUCUGCUGUGUAGACUAAGAGGCAAAAGAACAUUACUGAUUCUGUAUCAUUGUAAUUGUUGUGAAACAAGGGGAGGAUAAUGAAUUAAGAGCUAACUUCCAGGAUUCUUAUGAAAAUGUGAUGCUGCAAAGAAACUUAGAGACUGUAAUGUUGUGUGCUUCAUAACUGUGAAAGGAGCAGAGUUCUGUUCCAUUGGUGAAAUUACUUUCAAAUCAAUAUUCACAGAAAUCAGUCCAACAUGAUUAUACAUUCUUGACAUUUCUGUAAAAGACAUGAUAAAAUGUUGGUUUUUGAUGUAGAUUUUUCUCCUUAUUCACCAAGAAUACAUACUGAGAAGAGAAUAGAUAUUCUUUCAAUAAUCUGUCCAGUUAAUUCAAAGUUAAAUUAUUGUUGAUGGUGAUGAAAACAACUCAACAACAGAUUACUAAACAAAGUCACCAAUGUGACAGAACUUAAUGGUGUUAUAUGUGCAACCAGAAUUUGCACAUUUAGAUGUUGUAUGUUGAUAAAAAUGUGUCUUGAAAGUAUGCAAUAUUAUGUUUAAAUACUUUCAAAUUAAUGCUGUUUUCAUUUCAAGGAACUGAAAAAUCUUUGGUGCAUAUCAAAGUAAGUAAAAAUUUCAAAAGUUAGGAUUGAAAUACAUGAAUAAGAGGGAUAAAAGUACUGGAGAGAAAGUCGAAAGGCAUGAAAAUGUAUAACAUAGGCUACAUUGAAUCGUCAUGUAUUUAUUAAUGAAAUCAAAUAUAUUUCAGAGAACAUCUUGAGAUGUAAAAUUAUAUUGUAGCAAAAACAAAAAUAAAAAGCAAUUAACAAUA
Gryllus bimaculatus (two-spotted cricket) is the source of this 2124-nucleotide messenger RNA. NCBI's taxonomy places the organism in Eukaryota, Metazoa, Arthropoda, Insecta, Orthoptera, Gryllidae. The record is from the annotation of a GenBank genome assembly.